UGUGUGCAAAUAUGUGCGUGUGUGUGUAUGUGUGAGCUAGUGUGUCUUUGUGUGUGUAUGUGUGUGUGUAGUAUGGUGUGUGUGUGUAUGUGUUUGGUGUGUCUGUGCUCGUUACUAAUAUGCGGUUUGUGUGCAUGUAUAUAUGUAUGCAUGUGUGUGUGUGUGUGUGUGUGUGUGUGUGUGUGUGUGUGUGUGUGUGUCGUUUGUUUGUUUGUCUAUGUGUUUGUUUGUGUGUGUCUGUGUACCAGAAGCAGCAACAGUAGUGAUAAUGUACAUUAA
This is a messenger RNA of Helobdella robusta, 279 nucleotides long. RefSeq lists its product as hypothetical. The transcript has 3 exons. Lineage: Eukaryota; Metazoa; Annelida; Clitellata; Rhynchobdellida; Glossiphoniidae. The record is from RefSeq and is a predicted model, not a curated record. The annotation marks the transcript as partial.